AUGGUUUUGAAAGAGGCGAUGGCGAGCGGUGUGGGCGAGCGAGUGGCGGCGUUGGAGGCGAAGCUGAGGGAGCAGGGCGACGCCAUGGCUGCCAUGCAGCGCGACUUGGCCGAAACGCGCCGCGCCAUGGCCCUCCUCAAGGGCAUGGCGGCGACGGGCGCUUCGGCGGAGAAGAGUGUGGGGGAGAAGGCGGAGGGCAUUGGCACGCAGCCGUCGAAAGGCGCACUGGAAGUGGAGGAGGUGAAGGCGCAGAUAGAAGCGGUGAGGGGGGAGGCCAGUGAGAUGCGCGGGGAGAUGGGCGCGCUGAAGAUGGAGGUGGCGCAUAUGAAGUCGACGGCAGCGCACGCAGAGGGGCGCAUCAACGACUUGAAGCUGGAACUCGCGACGCUCAAGGACGGCCGCGUUGAGAAGAGCCGCGCCGAGCCCGAGGAGAGCAGCGCGGGGAAGCGGCGGAAGAGGGACGAGUCGCCGGGGAAGGAGGAGGAGAUCGCCGGUGCUGCUGCGGCCACCGAGCCUAAGCCUAUUGCGGCCGAAGGCGAGAAGAUGGCGGAAAGCGAGAAGAUGGCGGAAAGCGAGAGCGAAGAGGAGUGGGGCGCGAAUGGAGAGGAGGACUUCGACGUGGAGAAUGAGCUGCAGGACCUGUGUAACCGCGUGGUGGUGCUGGAGAACCGAAUGGCGGUGGACCUGGAAGAAGUUGGAGGCAAGACGUGGGAGGUAUUGUUGAAGCUGUGGGGCAAGAUUGUGCCGGGCGAGACUCGCCUGGACCUCGAUGGUGUCUACCUCACCGAUGCUGCUCUCACUCGAGUCACCUCCCUGCGCUCUCUCACGUGGCUCGGCCUUCGGGGAUCCUCCGGCUUCACUGCUGAGGAGGUGACUCAACUCUUUUCCCUCACCAGUCUCACAUUUCUGGAUCUGUCAUCUACCAAUGCCUCAGACGUUUCUCUUGAUGGUAUUAGCAGCCUUAAGGUUCUCAACAAUCUAUAUCUUGGUGGGACCAAGAUAACCGAUGCAGGAAUAGCAAAGCUGCGGGGGUUACCAGGACUCGUGUCUCUGGCCUUAAAUGGUUGUGAGUCGGUCACCUCUGCCAGCAUGGUGUAUGUGGGCAAACUGACGUCACUGCAGUAUCUGUGGCUUAGAAACACUAGAGUGGGGGAGGAUGGGCUGAAGCAUCUGACUGCUCUCACCUCCCUCAAGACCUUGAGCUUGCCUCCAUGGGUGACUGAUUCCACUCUGAAGCUCCUGAGGAAUAUGAAGCGCCUGGAGAAGCUGGGGCUGUGGUACGCUCAAAUCACUGCUGAAGGUGUCAGAUGGCUCAACGGGCUUAAGAGCCUUCAGGUGAUUGGGACGGCAUCUGAAACUGUAGAAGGCCUGAUUAGGGACAACUUCCCGGAAAUAAUUGUCACAGAUAGUAAUAUCUGA
This is a messenger RNA of Closterium sp. Yama58-4, 1419 nucleotides long. The record is from the annotation of a GenBank genome assembly. NCBI's taxonomy places the organism in Eukaryota, Viridiplantae, Streptophyta, Zygnematophyceae, Desmidiales, Closteriaceae.